This is a messenger RNA of Rattus norvegicus (Norway rat), 3799 nucleotides long. The record is from RefSeq and is a predicted model, not a curated record. Lineage: Eukaryota; Metazoa; Chordata; Mammalia; Rodentia; Muridae.
UGCUGAACGCAGCUGCACAGUGCCCGCGGGCUCCCCACCCGGCACAAGUCAGCUGUGCCUGAGGUGCGGUUCCCAGGCGCUAGGGCUCGAGCGUUUCCCCGGACGCUCACCACAGCUGCUGGGUCCCCAGAGAGGAGGAGCGGCUCAGAGACGAGGCUGUAACAAUCUCAAGGCCGGCGGAGGACCAUUUCUGCCACGGACCGGGGACAAGGGCAUGUUGGGCGGCGGCAGUGACGCGGGCCUGGCCACCGCCGCGGCGCGGGGACAGGUGGAGACGGUGCGGCAGCUCCUGGAAGCCGGCGCAGAUCCCAACGCCGUCAACCGCUUCGGGAGGCGCCCGAUCCAGGUCAUGAUGAUGGGCAGCGCCCAGGUGGCAGAGCUGUUGCUCCUCCACGGAGCAGAACCCAACUGCGCCGAUCCUGCCACCCUCACCAGACCUGUGCAUGAUGCAGCUCGAGAGGGCUUCCUGGACACGCUAAUGGUGCUGCACAAGGCAGGGGCACGGCUGGAUGUGUGUGACGCCUGGGGCCGCCUGCCGGUAGACUUAGCUGAAGAGCAGGGCCACCGUGAUAUUGCGAGGUGAAGAAUAAAUUAUUGCUCGGUCCACGAAAUGGAACCCAAACCUGACACUGGCUGAAGUGGCCAAGAACCUAAAACUACAAUAAAUUAGUCAUGACCCAGUAAAAUACCCACUACCAUAUUCUGCUACAGGAACAGAGCAAUAAAAUGACACCUGAUGACAUUGCUAUACCUAUGGAUCAGUGCUUCACUGGCCACAGCAGAGGAGCUUCUUGUAAUAGGUAGGGAAGAACUAACUGAGUCCCACAACUGAACAGUCUGCAGAGGGGAGAGAUGUCCUAGAUGGGAUGUUUUUAUCAAAGCUCUUCCUUCAGAGCUCAGGGAGCUGUGUGGAGGAAGAGGCAGACUGAGAGCCAGAGGAAGGGAAUAUGUCAGGGAAGUUCUCUUCUGGACACAAGAGGACUGACUCUAUGAAUUCACAGAGACUGUGGCGGCAAGUACAAGUUCAAGCACUAAAGGAAUGAAGUGGACACUGGGUCCCAUCCCUAAACACGAACCUAUCUACAAUGGACACCAACUGUCACCCUGUCACCAGCAAAAUCAGUUUUCUCCAAUAGUCUCUCUGAGUAUAUCAACCAUACCUUCAGGACAGGUUCCACGAGUAGUCGGCCAGCCUAGUCGGGCAGCCGAACAGAAUUCAGUGCUAUUUUUGUGGGCUCUUUCCUUUCGCUUUGUUUGGCACUGUUUCAUUGGUCUUUUCCCCGCCUGUUUUGAUUGGGGGAGGGGGCUGGGAGUUGUUUUUUGCUUUUCUUAUUUGCUUUUUGUUUGUUUUUGAGAGACGGAAAACCAAGUUGGACAGGUAGGGAAAUGGACAGGCUCUGGGGGAAAAAUGAUCAAUGUAUUAUUUUCUUACAAAUGUUAAGAAAAAUAUUCUUAAGCAAAUAUAACAGAGCACUCAUUUUCAUACUGGUUUAUAAAAAUAAAAAAACAUAAUUCUAAUUAAUGUUUAAAUAAUCAAUGGAAGCUAAAAUGUACUUUUGAGGGAUAUAUUACUUAAAAUAGCUUCAAAGAAAAAAAUCACACAAAUGGUACUAUAAACCUCCCAUUUGAUUUAUAAAAUCCUUUAGCUUCUUUUGGUCCAAAAUAUUUGAAUUUGCUUGUUUAAGGAGAUCAUUCCAAAUUUAAAGAAAUGAUCAUUCUCAGUGACAUAAUUUCUGUAACAAAUGUUUACAUACAUACAUUUAAUAAUUCUCUAUUGCUCUUCACAGGAAAAAAUUAAAGUUAUAUAGGAUAGUUAAAAGAGUUUAACUGUCUUUGUAAUGGAAGAUAAGCUAAUUUCCUUUUAUAUUCUCCCAGAAGCUGGUAAUUUUCAUGGCAGGUUAUAAGCUUCGCUAUGGCCAAUACUCACGCUAAAAAGGAAAAAGCAGUGGCCUUAAGAACCCACAAAAGUUACAGGACACAUCUGCAGCAGUCCUGUGAAUGGCAGAGCCCACUAUCCCCAAAUGUAAGGAGAUCUGGCAGGGGUGCAUCUAGCCGCAACCAUAUUCUGACUUGCUGGGUACAUUCCCAUUAUUAUCAUAACUACUAAUUAAUUUGCUGUUACUUGGUGUCAUUUCAGCACUCAGUUAUGGCUAUUGAUGACUUGAUGGACAGAUUAUCAUAUAUUUUUAGAAAGAAGGUAACUCUAAAUUUAAAAAUUACUUGAAGAAACAAUAGCAAUUGAAUCUCAACAUAUUCUCCCACUCUACUCGCAAACCCUGGAGAGCGAGGGAACGAGGGGGAGGAAGGCACUGGUCCACAUUGUUCAUUUAACAAUGUGGCUGCUAAGUGACAUGCAUGACAUGAGUAAGUCUUAGUUUCUGCUAUGUAUGAAUAUGGAAACUGCAUGAGGCCCUUUCUGCAGUCCUAUCAUCACUAAAGUUCUGUGCUUCUCGAAUCUCUCCAUAGCUGACAGUGAUGUAUGUAUGUCUGUGUAUCUAAGUAGAUAAAUCUGUGGUUUUCUGAAUAUUUAUUCUGUGGCACUGGGACAAAGAACCUUUUACAAUACUACCUAUCUAUCUGUGGAAAUUUCUACCCCCCUGAACCAGCCAUGUGCUGCAUUGGUUCACUGAAAAAUUCACAAGUCGGAUGAAAACUGGCACAGCAGAAAUACUUGGCUUCGUUUUGACAAGUUCAAUGUAGAAAACAAUGUGGGAGUUAGCCAUUCUAAGUUAAUAGAAGUACACUGAAAAUGUCACUUUUGUGACAUGCACUGGCAUGUGGAGGCUUUCUGAUGUGUUUGUGUAAGAAUUCAGACAGAAAAAUGGAAGUUGGAGCAGAUUCCCUGUUCCUAUCUUCUCACAAAUCCGUCUCCUUGCCCUUCCCCAAAACUGUGUCUUUCUGGGGGACUUCCCUCUCUUCUGCCCCAGUUAAGUAGCACUGAGCUGCAGACAGCAGAGCUGGGGCAGGGCAACACCUUCUCCGGACUGGCAAUAGCUGUCAGUGGACUCCCAAAUCAGAGGGCAAUGAGAAAGGUUUCUGUAUCUUCCUGAGAGAUGUAAUGCUGUUAAAUUUGGUUUUGUUGUUGUUUCUAAGUAAGAUGUAAAUAAUAUCUCACGGUAUGCUGUUACAUAUUUUUAAUAUGUUUAGAAGAGACAUACAAAAACAUUAAGCACUAACAAUGUAGUAUACUCUCAAAUACAAGGACAGGUCAGCAUGUUACUGGGAAUGGGCUUUUCUUCCAAGACUGGGAAGAUGUGCAGUCAGUGGCUCCCUGCUUCUUCUAAGGGUUAAGAUGCUCUUUCCCUUUCCCUCCUACACAGAGGAACUUCUCAUGGUUUCCCCUGCUCACACACCACCUGGGGUUAGAAGCUAUACCCCAUGCCUAAAAACUAUCUGAUCAUUCCCUAUUGCCUCCUAGUCUCUGGACAGCCACCAAGUUACCACAACAAACCUAUUCCAGGAUUCACUUUUGGUCUGUUUAAUUUUUAAAGUAAACAUAAAAAUGAAUGUUAUCUUCCUUCUGGGAAAAAAUUAAAUGACAUUCCAUUCCACCUCCAAGUAACUAGUAUAUGUAUACCAUAUUUAGUAGAUUUAGACCAUGAUGGUGUUGGCCCUAUUAGUUACUUGAAAGCAACAGAUAUGUAUGAAUGUACAUAUAUAACAUUUUUUAUACAUGAGACUAGACUUGUUGGUUCGAACUUAUGUAAAAUAUAUAAAUAUGCACAACCAUCUAACAUGCAGCUUCCUAUACUUCUGGAAAGCAACUUCAAAACACUAAUAAAUAAUUCAUAUUUACUAA